Molecule: messenger RNA, 834 nt
Organism: Meloidogyne enterolobii
Lineage: Eukaryota; Metazoa; Nematoda; Chromadorea; Rhabditida; Meloidogynidae
Source: the annotation of a GenBank genome assembly
AUGUGCUUUUAUUCAUAUUUGCAUCGUUAUUUACAACCCAAACAAAAUCAAGUUACUCGAUUAUUAUUAUAUGCAGCACAAGCAUGUCAUGAAUUUGUGCCUUCAGAUAUUAUUGAACAAUUGGUUAGAGUUAUUGCCCAAAAUUUUGUUUCUGAUCGAAAUUCUGAAGAGGCUAUAACUGUUGGACUAAACACUAUAAGAGAAAUUUAUGCAAAUUGUCCGGAUGCUGCAAAUGAGGGGAUGGUUAGAGAUUUGGCUGAGUACAAACAUAUCCACAAUAAAAAUGUUUCAAUGGCUGCUCAUUCAUUAAUUGUACUUUUGCGAACUAAAAAGCCUCAUUUAUUGCAUCAUAAAGACAGAGGAAGACCUCCUAAAAAACAAAAACGGUUGGAUGAAGAGGAGGAGGAGGGGGAAGAAAAUGAAGAUGAAUCUGAGGAUAAUGAAUCAAUGGAGGACGAUGACGAGACGGAAGAAGAAGAAAUAGAAGAAGAGGAAACAACAGAAAAUAAAACCAACAACGAAGAAGAAGAAUCUUCAGCAUUAGACGGUUUACCACGCCUUAAAAACAUUGAACAUUUUAGUAAAAAACGAAAACAAACAAAAGAAGAAAGAAUGGAACAAGUUAGAUUAGGCAGGGAGGAUAGAGCAACAACUUAUGCUAAACCUAAAAAGAAGGGAGCACAUGUUGGCAGAACCAAUAGAGAAUUGGCAAAACGCAAAAACUUUAAAAUGGUGCAACACAAAAUGCGUGGCAAAAAUCGUCAGAGAUCUUUCCGUGAUCGACAAUUAAGUUUAAGAAAUUAUUUGUUGAGACAACAAGGAAAAAAAGUUUAG